AUGAAAUACAAAACAAAAAAAGAUUGUUCGCAAACUAUCUCAAUACUGGCGAGAGAUUGGAACAAGAACAGAGGAGAAUAUGUAUUCCUUAAGACUGUGACUGUGUUAGAAAGACCACCAGAAAUAAAUCAUACCAUGAAUAUAACCAUGAAUAGAUUAGGACAUUUUUACAUAUAUGUAUCUAUUUCUUUAGACAUCAGCGAUAAUCAAGAUGGUGUCAAAGGAAAAGUAAUAUUGCUUGAUCCAGGUAUAUGUACCUUUAUAACUGGUUAUGAUCCUAACGAUCAAAUUGUAGAGUGGGGUAAUGGCAAUCUCAACAAGAUAUUUAGAUUAUCAAAAAAAUAUGAUAAAUUACAAAAAGACAAGGAUCUGGCAAUCAGACAAAAAAAUAAAC
Racocetra persica is the source of this 394-nucleotide messenger RNA. The record is from the annotation of a GenBank genome assembly. Lineage: Eukaryota; Fungi; Glomeromycota; Glomeromycetes; Diversisporales; Gigasporaceae.